GGCACUGCAGCCACCAAGACCUAUCUGUCUCUGCCAACUGCCACCAUGCUGACUGCCGAGGACAAGAAGGUGAUCCAGCAGAUCUGGCCCAAAGUGCAGGCCCAUGAGGAGGCAUUUGGAACCGAAGCCCUGGAGAGGAUGUUCUCAGCACACCCCCAGACCAAGACCUACUUCCCCCACUUCGACCUGUCCAAAGGCUCUGUCCAGAUCCGUGAUCAUGGCAAGAAGGUGGCAGCUGCCUUGAGCACCGCCGUCAAGAGCAUAGACAACCUCAGCCAGGCCCUGGCUGAGCUCAGCAACCUGCACGCCUACAACCUGCGUGUCGACCCUGUCAACUUCAAGCUUCUGUCGCAGAGCCUGCAGGUCGUGCUGGCUGUGCACCUAGGCAAGGACUACACCCCCGAGGUGCACGCUGCCAUCGACAAGUUCCUAUCGGGCGUGGCCGCUGUGCUGUCUGAGAAGUACAGAUGAGCUGCCACUCGCUCCCGCCGCCCUCAAUAAAGACACCUCUGCCACA
Messenger RNA from Pogoniulus pusillus (Red-fronted tinkerbird), 517 nucleotides. RefSeq names its product hemoglobin subunit alpha-D-like. The coding region runs from base 46 to 471 and encodes 141 amino acids. Gene Ontology annotation, molecular function: oxygen binding; haptoglobin binding; peroxidase activity. Gene Ontology annotation, biological process: hydrogen peroxide catabolic process; oxygen transport. The transcript is spliced from 3 exons. Gene Ontology annotation, cellular component: blood microparticle; hemoglobin complex; haptoglobin-hemoglobin complex. Lineage: Eukaryota; Metazoa; Chordata; Aves; Piciformes; Lybiidae. The record is from RefSeq and is a predicted model, not a curated record.